CUACAAUUCCCAAAUCCCACUUCAAGGCGUCCUCUAGCGUCGCUAGGAUACUGGACGAUUGCAGAAAGAAAAGAAAAUGGUGAAACAAUUUCUAUGAUAUUUGUGCCCUUGGUGUGGAAUGCAAGUCUAUCAACAGCAUUUUCGUGCAGAAGCAACGUUGGGUGACGGACAGGUGUUGGCGCAAUGUGAAAUAUACCCUCAGAUAUCAUCAAUCGAAAAAGCAAAAUAACAAACAAACAGUGAGAUGGUACACGAGCAGAACCCGGGCCCGUUCUGAAGAGGUCCCUUCUGCUGAGAAGUGGCACCCGCAGCGAUGUCUAUGGUUGGACUCUACAAGCUGGACGAUGGGGAAAACCUCCCAACGAACUGCUUUCCUGUCAGGUCCUUCUAUCGGCAAAGUGAAGAAGGGGCAGGACACUGGCUUGUUGCCCACAGAGCAGCCGAGCAGCAGAAGUACGGACAUGUACAGCACUCCAAGUUUGAGAACCACUUCAGAGCAGAGGGAGGGUCCCUGGACCAGUCUGUGGUAUCCCACAGGAGAAAACUCCAUGGCUCUUUAAAGUCCAGCCCUUCGGAUAGAGUCUUAGAUGGAUUUCUUUUAAUGACCACACAUCACGUGGAGAAGCCGUCUGACCUGUGCUCUGUUGACAUCAGUGACAGGAAACUCGCCCUGGCAAGAGAGGAGGACUUCGAAGCAUUUGACAAUGUUGCCUAUAUUAACGCUUCCAACAAUCUCUUGACGCUGGGGCCUUUUCGAAAGUUUCCAAUAUUAAGAGAGCUGGAGCUCUCAGUAAACAGCCUGCGCAACCUGACGAUCUGUCCUGGAGAAUUUCCCCAUCUGGAGACGCUGGAUCUCUCGUACAACAGUCUGUCCAGUGAGGACGUCCUUGCCUUGGGCCUGUUGCCACGCCUGCGAGUCCUGCAUCUCACGGGCAAUGCGCUGCCCGCUCUGCCGGAGGACAUGGCCUGCCCAUACCCAGCCCCUGCACCGCCCAGGUCCUAUUGUCAGACUACCCGGUUCUGUAACCUUGAGGUCCUGAUACUAGAUGACAAUAAACUAUCUUCCCCAGGAGUAUUUACAAGCCUUGCUAAUCUAAAAAGACUUAAGCAUUUAAACCUGGACAGAAAUGGCAUCACCGAGGUUCCAUACUUGCAGCAGCACAAGCAGAGCUCAGAUGCCAAGAAGCUGCCUGGGCUCACAGGCUUGCAGGCAGACAGAGCUCUUCCCGUCGCCCCGCACACGGAGGUCUUGAGGGAAUCUCCUGUGGAAUUCGAUUUACCCCUUCCGGAGCUACGAUUCCUCAGCCUAGCUGGCAAUAAGAUCACAGAGGAAGAGGUUUUGUUAGCAGUGGCUCUGUUCCCGUCACUCAGCGAGCUGGUGAUACACAGUAAUCCCCUCACCACACAAAGAAGUGGUGACCCACCUCUCCUUACUAGUUUCCUUCAGAACAGACUGGGCAUUAAAGUACAGAGGAAAGAGACCGUGGGACUGGUGAAGCCACACUUCGUAGUCCCAGUUAAUCCGAAACGAAAGGUGAAAACUAAAAUCCCUAAGGUUCCCAGACAGCCCCUGUUUUUGGAGUCUGCUCCUGGCUCUUUCCUUUCCAGUCCUGCGGCUCUGAAGAAAAAUCAGGAAGCAGCAGACUCCCAGAGGAGUCUAGGCCCAGCAGAGUACAAGCCUCUGCCCCCAAUCCGCCCGUCUUUUCCAUCUGACAAGAAGGAACCCGGAGAGGGAGAAGCAGCAAUGUGCUAUCGAGAAGAGGACAAUUCGGAAGUGGAUGACAAGGAUGAAGGAUCAGGGAUGUCUAAGGAUCAGGAUACCUUCUUUAUGACACAGGUGAACGAUUUGCCAGAAUCUAGAUGGCACGUCGGAGUGGAAGAGAAAGAAGCAACUGACGGGACAGAACAAAGCCUGAAAGAAGAGUCGGUUCCGGACAGAUAUCGAGGAUAUGAAGUACUGCUGGAUGCAAAACCUGAUCCCGAUAUGACUGAGCCCAUGGGAAUCCAGCAGAAUGUCAGAGCUCUGGAAUAUGCACUGAAGCACCUUCUGGUUUACAGGGAUUCCAAAGCUAGACUUGACUGUGUUCAGAAACCAUACAUACCAAAGGAGAGGAAGCUAAGAAAGCUACCACCUCCAAAACCAAGGAAGUCGAAAGGGGAGAGAGUAGAAGAGUUCCUAAUCAAAAUAAAGAACAGGAAAACUAUAACCGACAUUCCAUUAGCAAACGUUCUUCAGGAUAAAGACACCUACAAGAAGGAAUACGAAGAGGCUUUGAUUUUGCUGAGAGAAAUGAAGAGGCAAUACCAGAUGGUCCGGGCCAAAGCAGUGGAGCAGGCAGCACAGAUCGAGAGAGCACAGCUGGAGGCUGUUCGGGAUGCAAAACAAGAAAAACCUCCUGAAAUACAGCCACUCUGAGGUGGUAUCAGGUGGUUUUUUCCCCCCUGUGUUUUCUUUUCAGUAAAUGUAUAAGACAAUUUUGGUAGCAAUAAAGAUAAGUUUAAAGGAAA
This is a messenger RNA of Lepisosteus oculatus (spotted gar), 2508 nucleotides long. RefSeq names its product X-ray radiation resistance associated 1 (gene xrra1). Gene Ontology annotation, cellular component: nucleus. NCBI's taxonomy places the organism in Eukaryota, Metazoa, Chordata, Actinopteri, Semionotiformes, Lepisosteidae. Gene Ontology annotation, molecular function: protein binding. The record is from RefSeq and is a predicted model, not a curated record.